This is a messenger RNA of Chenopodium quinoa (quinoa), 1935 nucleotides long. RefSeq names its product 3-hexulose-6-phosphate isomerase-like. The transcript has a single exon. Lineage: Eukaryota; Viridiplantae; Streptophyta; Magnoliopsida; Caryophyllales; Amaranthaceae. Gene Ontology annotation, molecular function: isomerase activity; carbohydrate derivative binding. Gene Ontology annotation, biological process: carbohydrate derivative metabolic process. The record is from RefSeq and is a predicted model, not a curated record. Bases 140 to 748 code for a protein of 202 amino acids.
ACAACCACAUCAUUUUUAUCAUCUAAUUUCAAGUUUCAUGUAGCUCGUGUUUUCUCAAACAAAACCAAUAGAGUAUUCUCGAACGCUUUGUCCAUUAAUUAAUAUAUUGCUUGUUCUCUCUCAAAAACAAAGGUUUCCUAUGGCUGAAAAAAGCAACUCAACUUCAUCAAUGGCCACACAAAUUUGCAACCAAAUAGCCACAAUUUUCACAAAGCCCACCACCACCCCUCCACCCUUAGACCUCUUAGUGGACCAUAUAAAGACCACCUCGGCCCAAAACGGCCACAUCUUCGUCUAUGGAGUGGGCCGUGAAGGUCUAAUGGUUAAGGCCCUAUGCAUGAGGUUAGCCCAUUUGGGCCUCUCAGCCCACUGUGUAUUCGACAUGACUACUCCCCCUAUUGGACCCACUGACCUCCUUAUUGCCUCUGCUGGGCCUGGAGGAUUCUCCACCGUUGAUGCAAUCUGUGGGGUAGCUAAAUCCAACGGUGCUAAAGUGUUGCUUCUUACAGCUCAGCCUGAGAAAGGAUCCUCUGUGGAGUAUGCCACUGUUGUUGCUCACGUGCCUGCUCAAACAAUGGCUGAUGAUCAUCAAGGUGUACACGUGGAGGAAUCUAGGCCGUUGCUUCCUAUGGGAAGUCUUUAUGAAGGUGCUUUGUUUGUGUUGUUUGAAAUGGUUGUGUUUAGGCUUGGUUUUGAAUUAGGGCAGACCCCUGAAGCUGUUAGGUCUAGGCACACUAAUUUAGAAUGAAAGUUUUUUCGUUUUUACUAUGUGUGACAAGUUUGUAAACAAUUUCAAUGGUCUUAGCUUGUUUUUUAAAAGAGUUUGUUUAGAGGUGAUAAUGGACCGGGUUUUAUUAAACAAGUGCUUAGAUUUGCAUAUUUUAUGGAUUGGUCCAAUAAAACUGGUGUAAGGCUAACAUAGCCCAAAAUGCAACAUAAGAUCGAUUUCUAGCUCAAACACAAUCAAAAUUAGUUAAGACGGUUAAGACUAUACAUAUUUUUCCUAAUUAAUUAGAGUUUGAAGCUAUACAUAUUUUUCCUACUAUAGUGAUAUGAGCCGGCACUUCAGCCUUCUUCCCUGUCUUCAUACGGUCAUACCCUAGUGGCACAAAUUAUUAGCUUACAUUUCCGUUAACCAAAAAAAAAAAUGGAUUAAUAUAUAUUACGGAGUAUUAAACUUAUAUUUGUAUCUUAAAAAAUACGAAGUACAGAUUACUGUUUUUAUAUUUAGCUAUUGUGGUUGGUUCUAGGGCUGGAUAUAUAAAAUUCUACUUCCUCCGUUUUCUUUUACUUGCAACACUUCCUUAAAAAGGAAAUGUCAUAAUACUUGUAACACACUAUAAAAGGAAAGUUACUUUAGGGAAAAACUAUACUAUUUCUUUUAUUUAAAGCACAUGAUCCACUAAAUUACACUUCUAACAACCACUCAUCCUAUUUUAAAGUUUAUUAUAUCAUGUAAACCCCACUAUUCUUAAUUACCGCACUAAAGGGUGUGUUGCAUCUAAAAGAAAAUGAAAGAAGUAUUAAAUACUUGUUUUUUUUUUUUUUUGAAAACUUAAAUACUUGAUGUUUUGGUAUCAAAAGUGCAGAUAUUUUUAGUAAGUUCCAAACCUAUCAAGGCAUGCAUCAAUCAAUUCAUUAGAGUUGAUGUAAUGGAUUUGAUAGUUGGCAAUAUCGUGCAAACCCACAAAGGUGUCAAACUCAAAAAUUCAACACUAACAAAGACGCCAAUUAUUGGAUGGAGAUAAAGGGAUAAGGGAAGACUAAAGGACUAAAGGGUAUGGGUUGUAUAAAUCUAUAAAUUAUUCUAACUUACUCAUAUAACUCAUUGACAAAUAAAUAAAACCCGUAACCCAUUUAGAGACAACAAUAAAGUUGUUUCAUUUUUUAUCUACUUUCUAUAAAUUGCUUUUAUUAUUACAAUAGUUUCUCAUU